ACAUAAAUUAUUACUCUGUGGAUUUUAUGUUGUCUUUAUUGGCGAAUAUUUAUCUAUUUGCCCGGAGAAAAAAAUAUUUUUCUAAAAAUUAUUUUGAUAUUGUACUAUGUGAUAAGAUUAUAUGUUUGGUAAAGUCCAAAUAUGCAUUAGUUUUGUAAUUAACAGUGUAAUUGUUUAGCUUAACAGUAAACUCAAAAUGUCAUAUGUUUAUAAAACAUUUCAAUGGCCGUGUUUCUCGCGUAUCGAUAAAAAGUGUUUUACUAUUCCUAUAUAAACUAUCAUGUAUCAAUAUAAGAACGUGAUCAUGGACACUUUCCACUGGCGAAAAUGGUUUCUAUUAUUACUGUUUGCACUUUAUCGGCGAUUGGAUGCAGUUGAUGGACUUAAAUGUUAUUGCAAUAGUCCAACAUGUCCAAAUGAGACAUGUGAGACUGAUGGCUACUGCUUCGCGUCUACAAGCAUCGAAGCAGGCGUACAGAAGUUCACUUACCACUGUAUCGACCUCAGAUCACUGAUACCCAUCGAGCACCCCUUCAGUUGCUCCACGACGAGAACUAGAAAUGAUUCCGUGGUGAUCGAAUGUUGUAAGUCACAUGACAUGUGCAAUCGAGAGCUGCGCCUGGAGCUGCAACCGAAGCCGCAAGAAUCGAGUCCUACUCCCACGGUAUGGCAAGUGUUGCCAUGGGUGAUGGGACUGAUGGUGUUGGGAGUGUGCGCCGCGAUAAGCUUAUGGUGGGCGAAGCGGUCCCGCAGUCUGAUGAAAGGGGGUCGCGGCUCGAGGCCGCUAUUUGCGGCCGAAGAUUCACUGGGCGAGCCCAGGCAUCCCAUCAUGGGCACAGCAACUAUACGUGACAUGAUUGAACUUACUACCUCGGGCUCCGGAUCAGGGUUACCACUCCUCGUGCAACGAUCAAUAGCAAGACAGAUUCAACUGAUUGACAUUAUCGGCAAGGGUCGUUUCGGUGAGGUGUGGCGCGGCCGCUGGCGGGGCGAGAACGUGGCGGUCAAGAUAUUCUCGUCCAGGGAGGAGUGCUCGUGGUUCCGUGAGGCCGAGAUCUACCAGACCGUGAUGUUACGACAUGAAAAUAUUUUAGGAUUCAUUGCGGCUGAUAAUAAAGAUAAUGGCACAUGGACACAACUGUGGCUUAUAACUGAUUAUCAUGAGAACGGAUCGCUGUUCGACUACCUCACCGCACGGACCAUAGACUCCAACACUCUGGUCAAGAUGGCACUCUCGAUUGCCACCGGGCUCGCGCAUUUGCAUAUGGAUAUUGUAGGGACCAAAGGUAAACCAGCCAUCGCUCACCGUGAUCUCAAGUCAAAGAACAUCCUUGUGAAGUCCAACCUUACGUGUGUGAUUGGCGACCUCGGUCUUGCCGUGCGGCACAACGUCGCCAGCGACUCUGUCGACGUGCCCUCCACUAACCGCGUAGGCACCAAGCGGUAUAUGGCACCAGAGGUACUAGACGAAACGAUGGACACCCGACAGUUCGAUCCAUACAAACGCUCGGAUGUGUAUUCGUUCGGUCUGGUGCUGUGGGAAAUCGCACGGCGAUGCGGCGCCAUGCCCGACGAGUACCAGCCGCCGUACUAUGAGUGCGUGCCACCUGACCCCGCGCUCGAGGACAUGCGGCGGGUCGUAUGCGUCGAGAAGCGACGACCGAACGUGCCCAAUAGGUGGCAUUCGGACCCUGUACUGUCCGCGAUAUCAAAAGUAAUGAAGGAGUGCUGGUAUCAGAAUCCAGCAGCCAGACUAACUGCACUCCGCAUAAAGAAGACCCUCGCGAACAUCGGCACCGGAGAUCACAUCAAACUGUAAUCGAGCUAAAACACCCUAUCAUUUGGCUGUCUUCAUACAAUGCUUCCUCAGGUACAAAUCAGUAGAUGUAUUCCAUGAUAUAACAAAAUUGUUAAAAGGCUCUUCUAUAUGCAAUCGCAACUUUAUCAAUCCAACAUUUGUGAUUUAUCUGCAUUAAUAUUAAUUGGCAAUUCAUCUAUAUCCUUUGAUAAUAUUAUAUGUUAUAGUGUGAACAUUUUGCCUGCCCCUAUUUAUUUAUUUAUUUAAUAAACAUAUACAUAACAUAGUACAUGGUACAAAGGUAGGUAUUGAAUGAUAAGUACAUAUAUCCAAAUUUAUUAGUAGGAAACAAAAAUGGUUGUAGAAAUGUAAUUUUAUUCGCGUAUGAGGUUAGCUAAGCUGUUGCACGUCCAGUGGGAUUUUUUGUGCUCCUCCCUUCCCCUAACCAUCAUUUUAUAGAUCCUAUGUGUUACCUUUGUGAUAUUCCGCUGUUUAUAAUAUCUUUAGUCCCCUGGCUUUGGAUAAGCGGUUCCCAGUAGACUCAUACACAUACUUGCCAACGAAUUAUAGUUGUACAUCAGGUGUUCCAUUGAUACUGAUUUCAAGGAUAAUAUCUUCUUAUUUCCCAUCCCAUCUUGUAUAAUAUAUUCCUUACUGGCAUAUGCCCAGUUAAGGCAUCCAUUAUGAAUCUUGUAUGUUAUCUGCCACCACUGUAGAUAAGUUCCCCAUGCCUCAGUCUUGUCGUUUAAGAACUUUUUAGAAUGUCUGAGAUCCUUAAAUGUAUUUAAUGUUACAUACACAUCAGACUUUAUUAAAAAAUACUGGCGAAGUUUUUAAAUUUGUCAUAGUCAAUCAAACCAGCCUCCCUAAUGAAGUGGCAAACAAGCGGUAGAUAUAUUUUAGUUACCAAAUACAUGAGAAAAGCCGAAAUGGUGAAUGUUGCUAUCUUAUUUUACCUGAUGUACAUAUAUGGCAGCGAAAUAUAAUGGGAGAGGGGAGAAGAGGAGAGAAGUUUGAUAAAGCAGCCACUGAGGUCAAUUCUGAGCUGUCAUUCUCUUAACCUAUCAUCAAAAUUAAUAUUUUAAUUUGAUAGAUUCACGAAAGUACUAUUUUGUGGACAAUUAGAAAUUAAGUUUAUAAUAAUAUUAAAUUACAUGUUAGAAAUUUAGUUUAUAUUAGUCCUUAAAAUAAAGAUUUCGCUGUAAUAUCAACUUGAAAUUAUAAUUUUAUAGAUAAGUUUAGAGAGUGAUGCGUCAAAAUCGAUUAAUGUAAUCUAUCAUUAAUAAGACAUUAUGAUAGUCAUUUUUAAGCAUUGACUUAAAAUAUUAUUUUUAUAUCAUUCUGUGACAAGAGAGCGUGAAGUGUUUUAUUCCAUAUAGAAGGGCCUGUUAAAAGUAGAGACUUUAUUGUCCUUACACGCGCCUGUAGAUGAACAAAUCGGUAGGUAGAAACAUUCCAAGUGUAUUGGAAAAUUAUUCACGAGAAUUUCUUAUUUCGUAUAUACAGGAAAACUCUAACCUCCUUAUUCAUAAAAAUAUCGAAUUUCAAAUAAAUCUAUUUUAACUAUUGGGGGCAUUACGUCUCUUUGGAGCAAAAUUUUUAAAUGACAAUGCAUAAAUAAUAGAGUAGGUUUGUUGGAGAUUUUAAGUUUUUUUCUGAAUAAGGGUGUGUGUAAUUAUAUUUUGUGAUAAGGAAAAUUUUAAAAGGGUAAUAAUUAUUAUAGAUGUUCUCGAGAUAGUCUGUGCGAGUCCUAAACUAAGUGGUUCCCAGGGUCACUGUACAAUUUGUAUGUAUAGAUUUCAUGUCAAUAGAUUCAAUAGUUUUGGAGAUUAAACCGUUCGGACACACAGACGAUUUUUUAUAACAUUAUACAAAUAUACUAACAGAAAAUCAGUAUAAUAGCAUAAGGUGAUAGACAAGUGGCGUUUUGUGGUAUUUUCUUACUACAAACCAAAAAUAUGAGAUUAUAAAAAAAAUGUAGAGAAUUCGAUAAUACAGAUACACAGAGAGAAUUUUAUUUUUAGGUAUAGAUUUCAUGUAGUGUUCAUUUUCGUUGUAAACACGUUUAGAAUUUCUUCAUUCGUCCACUUUCAGUUUAAUUUGAUCUUAAUUGUAAUUGAAUAUUACGUACCUUAUUAAUAUAUUUUUUAUUAAUCACAAAACAAUGUUUUGAUGUUAUAUUUCUAAGAUCUGUGUUUUGUAUGUUUAUUAGAUGUUUAAAUAUAAUGAACUUAUUUAUAUUAUAUUAAUUAUAUUAUAAUGAUAUAUUUUAACAAGUAUUUUUUACUCUAUAAAGUGUUCUGUAGGCAAUAAGUGGCUAUAGACAGUAUAUAAUGUUGGUUUUCAUCCUGGCGCGUGUAAUAAGACCGCUCGUUCAAGAGCUGGAAAUUUUAAUGCGUUAUUCGGAAAGAGCUUAAGUGGUAUACCUCCUUGUUACUGUCCCUCUAGCUUGAAUCCUUUUUUGAUUUUCAUCGAAAAAGGAUUCGAGAAUUAUAAAUUGCAUGAAUAAAAUAAAUGUUAUUUGCAACCUGCGUUAAUAUAAAAAAGUUUGUUAAAUUAAUAAAUAAAAAAAAUGAAGUAAACUUAAUAAUAAGCAUUUUUGAAUAGUCAUAGUGUUGAUUAUUACCCUUUGCUUUUUUAUAACAAAACUAUUUUAAAAAGUAAAUUAAGAAUUUGGCAUGUAAAUACUGGCUCAAGUUUUUACAAUGAAAACUAUACGAACUGCUUUUUAUACUAACCCUAUAAAUCAUUUCUCCUUUUUGAUUCUCGAAGUUGACGGGAAGAAAUUCCUUUGAGGGAUAAGUCCGUUUGUGUACAUUUUGGUAUAACCUAAAACCUACUGGUGAAUGUACAAAAGCAAAUAAAUAUAUUAAUUUUACUAAUAAUAGUUAAUGUAAACGCAUUAUUAUUUUCAGGUCUUAUCAUAUAUAUAUGUUAUUAAUUAAAUUAUGUGAUAUAAUUAUGUUGAGACAUGUCACUGUAUGAAGGCGGCAUGAUGAUGUGGGCUUGUGUGUGAACAUGUGUGUAUGGAAGGUGGCCUACGAGCUCGCGUUGGCACUGUAUGGUGUACAGGCCAACCCGGCGAGCCGUCCGCCGGCCGAGUGUCCUGACCCUACCUCUUAGAUUAUAUUCGUGUAAUAUCAAAAAGGAGCAUUUAUUAUAAUAUUAUGGACUUACAAAUUUAGUGAUAUUUUUUCGUUACCAACUACGUAGUUUUAACUUUUGUUAAGGAUACGGUUUGUUUACGCAUAAAGAAAUCAGAUAUAUAGAACUUGACCACAUUUUUUUUUUAUCUUACGUUUGCUGUGAUAUGUAAUAUUCGCAGCUCUGUUGUAAUUCCGUGUAUCGGCGCGAGCCGUGUCGACGACAGAUUCCGUUUUAUCUAUACGAAGCUUGUUAUAUGAAUGUGUUAUUAUUUUCACAAUAGAAUGUUAUACCAAAUCUAUAGUAUGUUAUAUAUAUAAAACUAGUCUCGUUAGGGAAAUGUGGGCCUAGGUUGUAAGUGAUGGUAAGCGUAAUCGCUCGGCCACGACUUGGGCUUAGCGGCGUGACCUCCCUUAGAUAAGUAGUAAACGAAUUUAUCGAUAGAUACGUUAUCGUUAUCGCGUGCAUGAGAUAGAACGAGACAGUGACGUUCAGCGUCUUGUUCUCUCUCGUUUUGAGUGCCCAAUGUAAACGGACCUAUUGAUAGAUCCACAUGUCUCUUGUCUAGGGGAACGUAUAAUUUAUUUGUAUAUACAUUUAAUGUUGAUACGGAAAUGAAUAGGAUUCUCAUGUAUCUCAUUUAAAUCUCAUAUAUGCGGCAGCAGAAACUUAUCUUGAUACAUUUAAAUUCAUUUACCACUUGCCUAAAAGGGCAAACUCAAGAUAAAUAGGAACCUAAAUAAUAUAUUUGUAGAUACUUUUACGUUAUUCUACAUAGCUACUUAAGAAGUUCUUUUUGUCUAGAGGCUCGUUAAGAUCGAUCGCAAUCGAAGCGGGUUUUAGAGUGUGGCAUUUUUUUAUACAUUUCCAUUCAUCAUCAUCAUCAUAUCAGCUUUUAACUGUUCACUGCUGAACAUAAGCCUCUCCUUUAGGGGGUUUUUGCCAGUAGUUGCCACGCUUGGCAGGCGGGUUGGCAACUACAGUUAAGCUUUAGAGAUGUUUUAAGAGGGACGCUGCUGCCCAUCCCUCGCUCAUUUCCAUUAAUUUGGUUUUAAUUACUGUGCCGCUUUCCGCGCGCUAGACCGCAAGUCUUGACCGAGCAAUAAUGCUGUUUGAGCGAAUUUAUAUCGGCGUUUUAUAUUGGUUCAGAAAUGAACGGCAACUAAGCGGUGGUGAACUAGAAAGAUCGAGAGAUUCUGUACCUUUAAAUUGUUAAUUAUCUAAUAAAUUAUCUCCAUAAGACGCUUCAGUAACAUUGUGUUGAAAUUUUAUAAUAUUGUACAGAACAGUUUAUUUUUAAUAUGACUUCUAAUUUUGAUUUGUUCGUAAUAGAAUAUAAUGGUGAUAUAUGUUGUAGUAGAACGACAUGUGUCGAGGUGUGAAAAGAAAAUUAUUAAUACUUCAGUGAAAAUUUUAGCUAUUUUCAUAUUAUUCCAAUAUUUAUUGAAUAUUUGGAAUUUGUAUAUAUAAGAAUUAAAUACAUUAACUACGUAAAUGUUUACGUAAUUGUAAGCGACAUCUUUGUAACUUUUUAUAUGCGUAGUGUUAAAAGUUUAUUAUUUAUUAUGUUUAUAAUUUUAGUAAUAGAGUACCAGUGGCGUAGAUUAUAUAAUUGGGUGUAGGAACAUCGAUUACGUACAAAGUAGAUUUUUUAUUUUUAUUUUCUCUAGCCUUAGCUGUAGUUUACAUUUGUAUGUUUUUGGUUUGCGAUUUUAAAUAUUGAAUUUAACAAAAUUGGUAGCAGCUCGUAAAGGAAGCAAUAAAGUUGGAUAGAGAGUAAAACUUUUGCACGAGUAUGGCUAGAUUGUGGUUACUAGUGAUCGCAUUUAAGUUGAGUGAAUUACUUAAAAUACAUAUAAAAAUUAAUAUGCUGCCGCGUAAAUUUAAAAAGCAAUUAUUGACAAAAAAAUACUUUCGGAUUUCAAAACCUCAUAAUUUUAACCUGUGACUUUGUCUGUACGAUCAGAAUAUAUUAAUAUUUUUUUAUUAGGGCUAAAAGGUAGCCUGCGUCCUUCUUCAUUCCAGAUAGUUCGUGUUUACAAAAUUUCAUGACAAUUGGUUGAGGUAUUGAAGUAUUAUCAAAUAAACAAAUUCACUUUCAAACAUGAUUCAGAAUAUCUGUUUCUAAAAUUUUUAUUAUGAAUCACGUAAUCCAUCUGGAAACCAUCGUAAUUAAUACCUGGUGAAUUCCUCACGAUAUUGGCCCGACAUCAAUCACACAUAUCAUCCCUUGCCGAUUUCCCGCCAGUUUAAACCAGGGAGGAACCCUUCCUGCACUACUUAAUUCUACUUACUAUAUAAAUUAUUUAGCUUUGUAGACAAAGUAUAUAGAUGCAAAUUUUUAUAUAUAAAUUUAUACUUGAUAUAAAUAAUUUGACAGUAUGACUAGUCGGUUUUAUCAUCGGCGUUUCAAAUGUCAACAAAAUCAAGAUUAUUAUCAUGUAAAUAAUAUUGACGUCAAUCCUCCCAACCUAACUGCGGUCAUUAAAGAUCAGAGGUGGUAAGACAUACAAGGCGGUAAGUCAUACAUCUAAGAUACAUAUAAGGCAUCUAAGCAAUGCCUUGAGAUUAAUCUGUUAAUAUAGGAUUACAUUAAUUAUUGAUUCAUUGUAUAAACAAUAAUAUUAUUAAAUGAUACAAUGACAGCUAUAGACUGAUUUUAAUUACACUAAAAUAUCUCCGCGUCUGCAGUUGUGUAAUUAUGUUUAGUUUUUAGUUUUAUUUCAGAAAAAUCUUUGUAUUGUCUCUUAGAAACUGAAUAUUCGGUCAAUUCAGUUAGUAUAUUGGUAAUGUAUUCUUUAUCUAUAUAGUAUGCAACUCCCGAUGUCACCACUUCUUCGAAAUUAAAAAAGAGGGUAAAAGUGUGAAUAGAUUUUCUUACAACAAAAAUAUUUCUUUACAUUUUUUCAAAAUUAUACAUAAGUGCCAGAAAAUUUGUUUAAUGAAUUUUAUUUUAUUUAUUAUGGUACAUUUAUCUAAACUCAUAAAAGCAGUCAUGAACAGUAAUUAUUGACGUUAAGAUAUAACUUUAGUUGAUUAUUUUGUACAUAACGCUGAUUAUGUAGUAGGACAUCACAAUAUUUAUUUUUUAUCAUUAUACUUAUCUAUAUAUUGGACGGAACCCAAUAGAUAUUCAAUUAACUUAAGAAAUCGGAAUUUUAUUGAAUGAAAUUAAAGCUUAGUAAUUUAUGGGAUGUAUUGAAAACGCAAUUUUGUAUUAAAAUCAUGAUUUUAAUUAUUAUAGUUUUAUUUUUAAGUAUGUAUUAUAUUUACGCAGCAAUCUUUUAAAAUUGUAUUUGAACUUUGAAAAAAUAAUUUAUUAUUUGAAUUCAGUAUGUAAUACUGACAAUGUUUUUAGUUAGAUAUAUGGAAUAUAACAAUAUAAAUUAAAUACAGUAUAACUGAUUGACUGAUUAUCCAGAAUGUAUUUGAAAACUCUUAUAAAGAGCCUGUAUAAAGUACGUUAUAUUUUUUUUAUUGCAACUAUUAGGUACUUUUGUACAUUAUGUUCAUUAUAGUUUGUUUCUCGAUACUUCACUGUAAAACAAUAUAUUAUUUCCCUGUUUGUUGAAUUAUUUUCAGAUUUUAUUUCAUCAGAAUAUAUUUAUAAAAUAUAAAAAUGGAAAUUGAACAUCAAGAAAAUAUUUAAUGUUAGUGUAUUAGAGUUAAGGUAAAUAUAAAUCGCUUAUUUCCACCUAAAUAAGCCGAAGUGUGAACUCCCUGCGUUAUCACAAAAAAGUAUAUAAAUACAAAUUACAAAGACAUGAUCAGGAGCAAAUACAAACAAACAAUAGCAGAAAACCCAGUUGUCACAAAAGUGAAAAAGUCAAAGAUAUGUAUAUUAUUUAAUGUAAUUUUACUUGUGCAUAACGGGGUGAAUAUUAGAAUUAGAUUCAAGUUCAAAUUGAUGUCAUAAAUAUGUACAAGCAUCAAACUAUUGGUUUGAAAAGAUUUGAUGAGCAAUACCGCGAAAGUACAAUACGUUUACUUAAUCUGCAAUAAACGUGAGUUAUAGCAGCGUCAUAUCACACUUCGUUCUACUAGUUUGAUGAUUUUUCCCAAUUGAAUCAUUUUAUGUACAUAUAAUAUUAUUUAAUUAUCCCAUUAUAUAAGUUUUAUUAAUUGGUUAUGGAGUGGACUAAUUAAUAUUAUAAUAAAACAAAGUGUUUUUA
Galleria mellonella (greater wax moth) is the source of this 9114-nucleotide messenger RNA. RefSeq names its product TGF-beta receptor type-1 (gene babo). The record is from RefSeq and is a predicted model, not a curated record. Gene Ontology annotation, molecular function: activin binding; activin receptor activity, type I; ATP binding. Gene Ontology annotation, cellular component: plasma membrane; activin receptor complex. Gene Ontology annotation, biological process: cellular response to growth factor stimulus; activin receptor signaling pathway; nervous system development. The transcript is spliced from 9 exons. NCBI's taxonomy places the organism in Eukaryota, Metazoa, Arthropoda, Insecta, Lepidoptera, Pyralidae. Bases 281 to 1819 code for a protein of 512 amino acids.